Penicillium cataractarum is the source of this 2442-nucleotide messenger RNA. Its product is annotated as isochorismatase family protein family. The record is from RefSeq and is a predicted model, not a curated record. NCBI's taxonomy places the organism in Eukaryota, Fungi, Ascomycota, Eurotiomycetes, Eurotiales, Aspergillaceae. The transcript has a single exon. Bases 1 to 2442 code for a protein of 813 amino acids. Gene Ontology annotation, molecular function: dioxygenase activity. Gene Ontology annotation, biological process: DNA alkylation repair; DNA repair. Gene Ontology annotation, cellular component: nucleus.
AUGAGCUUCUUCUCGUUUGGCGAUAUUCCCGCCAUUCAUACCCGCAAAGCUCUGCUACUCUUGGACUUUCAAAACGACUUUGUCCGCCCGUCCGGAGCCCUCCAUGUUCCCAAUACUGCAGAUAUUCUGGAAAUCCUGCCCCCACUGGCAGCAGCCUUUCGUCGCUCCGGCGAUGUGAUUUGGGUGCGCUCGCAGUAUGACUCUCCGCAGCCCACCGAAGAUUGGAACUUUGGGGAUCGUGUUGUCUUGGAGAAAGGCCCACCGAAGCCAGCGCCGAUACCCAGAUCCGAUGUAAUCGAGGCUUCGUCCGAUCGUGACUCUCCAGAGCCCGUAGACACUGAAGCUUUUCUCUCUGGUCGAUCUGCCAAGUGCUGCGCCGCACAAUCCCCUGGGUAUCAAUUUCCCGCACCCGUCCUCGCUGCUAUUGACCCCGAUCGCGAUACGGUGCUUGACAAGACGGGUUAUUCUGCUCUGGAGUCUGAAGGUCUGGUUUUGUCAUUUCGCACACGCUUUAUAACCGAGCUGUAUAUAUGCGGCUCCCUAUCGAACGUCUCCGUCUAUGCGACGGCUCUUGAUGCCGUCCGGAACGGCUUCUCGGUGACGGUAGUCGAGGACUGCCUGGGGUAUCGGGAUUUUCAGCGUCACCAAGAAGCCAUGCGUCGCAUGGCAGAUAUCCUGGGAGCAGCGGGAAUCACGGCACAGGAGCUGCACCAAGAGCUGGAGUGGCAGGAAACAGACGAGAUCGCUCGGCAGAACAAAAUGCAGCCGCCCAAACGACCGACAACUGCGGGUGCUCCCGUUGGUAUUGAGGAUAUCAUGGACAGUUUGGAUGUGAUGCCCGUUGAUUCCAUUCCGGAGGAGGCUGUGGAGGAGGCUCAGGAGGAGGAAAACUGCAGUUUGGCACAGCUCGCCUCACAGGCUCGAGCACAGAGAAUCGCAGCAGCCGGUGCUCGUGUGCCAGUUGAUGCAAAGAAGCAAGUUCGUGCACGAGUGCGUCGCCCGAAGCGUCGCGAGCCUACACCCAAUGCAGACUCUGGAGAUCGACCGGCAAAAGGCACGUCUAGCGACAGUUUGGGAGAGGGCGAUUCCCGCAUCAUCCCAGAAAUUGAUUUGUCUGCUGAAGCCUUUGAGCGUAUCCGGGCGGAGGUUUCCUGGCAGAAGAUGUACCAUCUGUCCGGCCAGGUCCCUCGACUUGUGGCGGUUCAAGGUCAUAUCCAGCCCGAUGGCUCCAUUCCUAUCUAUCGGCACCCCGCAGAUGAAUCUCCACCAUUGAAACAAUUCACGCCGGCCGUGGAUGAAGCGCGCAUCCUGGUCGAGCGAAUCCUCGGCCACCCCCUCAACCACGUCCUUAUCCAACUCUACCGUGAUGGACAAGAUUCGAUCUCCGAGCAUUCUGACAAGACUCUUGACAUUGUUCGCGGAUCCUUCAUCUGUAACGUCAGCUUGGGCGCCCAGCGUGUCAUGACGCUUCGUACCAAAACCUCAGCUUCCGAGUCUCAUGAAGGAACCGAAUCAAGUCGUCUCAAGCAGCAAGUCCCGCUGCCCCAUCGAUCUCUCUUCAUUCUUGGAGAAAAAACUAAUAUGCGCUGGCUUCACGGUAUCCGACCCGACAAGCGAGCCGCGUCCAUCAAAUCUCCCGCGGAGCAUGCUUUUGGUGGCGAGCGUAUCUCCCUUACUUUCCGACACAUUGGCACCUAUCUCAACCCGAACACCAAUACUAUCUGGGGCCAAGGAGCCGUUAGCAAAUCCUCAGAUACCGCCCGUCCUGUUAUCCACGGUGAACCUGCAGAAACCGAGCGACUGAUCCGCGCAUUCGGUCAAGAGAAUCGGGCCACCGAGUUUGACUGGGAUGCCUUUUAUGGCGCUGGUUUUGAUGUGGUGAACUUUGUCACUACGUCUCCUGCUCUGCUCAAGCUUAGUGGAGACUUGGUUGCAGAUCUGCGAGUGCAACUGGGAUUGGGGGAGAACGGACUUCGAUAUGAGAUUGUCGAAGGCUCUGAACCUCAUGCUCAAGAUGGAAAACCAAGCCCACGACCGUUGUAUACAGACUCGGAUGGAAGAUCCAUUGCAGGGGAUGUGGCCAUUCUGACGCACCUGGCUGAACGCCCCGCGGACUCAAUAAGGCCUGGCGUGGAAGCUCUGCGAGGUGGCAAUGAACUUCAGUGGAUUGAAGGUUUCCUUGCACGAUGGCGUGAUCAUCGUGCCAGUAAUCCCGAUUGCCGGUACGAAGCCAACUUGGAGGAUUGCGAGCGUGCCCUGGAAGGCCGACAUUACCUUGGAGGCUCGGCAUUGAGCAUCGAUGAUUGCUCCUUUUGGCCAGUCUUGCGCGAGAUUGUACUGUGUCAAGGACCCUUUGAUGCGGGGUUGGUGAAUCUCAACCAAUAUUACAUACGCGUAGAGAAACGGGGCAUUGUAAGGGCCAUCCUAGAGGGCUCCCAAUGA